Messenger RNA from Pogonomyrmex barbatus (red harvester ant), 2802 nucleotides. Its product is annotated as Ribonucleoside diphosphate reductase large subunit. The record is from RefSeq and is a predicted model, not a curated record. Gene Ontology annotation, molecular function: ribonucleoside-diphosphate reductase activity, thioredoxin disulfide as acceptor; ATP binding. Lineage: Eukaryota; Metazoa; Arthropoda; Insecta; Hymenoptera; Formicidae. Gene Ontology annotation, cellular component: ribonucleoside-diphosphate reductase complex. Gene Ontology annotation, biological process: deoxyribonucleotide biosynthetic process.
GCGCUUAAAAUUGUUGAUGUACGAAGCAUAGCGAAAGGUGCGUUUGCCAGGCUUGAUCGUCAUGGAUCUGUCCACGAAGUUUGGAAAGCUUUCUAUGGUAAAUGGUAAUCGUUCGCCCUUAAAAAUGCCAAACAAGGGGGCGCGAGAAAAGAUGCACGUAAUUAAGCGCAAUGGACAUAAGGAGGAUGUUCACUUUGAUAAAAUCACUUCGAGGAUUGCUAAACAAUGUUACAACUUAGAUAUGAAUUAUGUGGAUCCAUCUGCUGUAGCGGCUCAAGUGAUACGUGGUUUAUAUUCUGGAGUAACUACAGUUAUACUAGAUAAUCUUGCAGCUGAAACUGCAGCUACGAUGGCAACUAAUCAUCCUGAUUAUGCUAUAUUAGCUGCAAGAAUUGCAGUAUCUAACCUACACAAGGAGACCAAAAAGAGCUUUAGUGAGGUCAUGCAUGAUUUGUAUUAUGCCAAGAAUUCCAUCACAAAUCAACACACUCCUAUAAUCAGUGAAUAUUAUUAUAAUAUCAUCAAGAACAACGCAGAGCAAUUAGAUUCUGCUAUAAUAUAUGAUCGAGACUUUAGUUAUAACUAUAUCGGCUUUAAAACACUUGAAAGAAGCUAUUUACUGAAAAUUAAUGGUAAAAUUGUGGAGAGACCUCAGCAUAUGUUGAUGAGAGUUGCUGUCGGUAUUCACGAGAAUGAUAUUGACAAAGCCAUAGAAACAUAUAACUUUUUAUCAGGACGAUACUUUACACAUGCUUCACCAACGUUAUUCAAUGCCUGUACUAACAAUCAGCAGAUGUCCAGUUGUUUCCUCUUAACCCUUGAGGAUGAUAGCAUAAAAGGUAUUUAUGGCAUGUUAAAAAGAUGCUCACUCAUUAGCAAAUAUGCUGGAGGAAUAGGAUUUAAUAUACAUUGCAUUCGUGCCAAAAAUGCGGAGUAUACGAAUACGACUAAUGGUUUGGUGUCUGUUUUAAAGUUAUAUAAUGAAAUAGCUAUUUACGUCGAUCAAGGAGGAAACAAAAGACCAGGAGCAUUUGCUGUUUAUUUGGAACCAUGGCACGCUGACAUUUUGGAUUUUUUAGAACUUAAGAGGAAUAUUGGAGAUGGAAACAUGCGAGCUAGAGAUCUAUUUUAUGGUCUUUGGAUACCAGAUCUUUUUAUGGAACGUGUGUAUAAUGAUGAGAUGUGGAGCUUAAUGUGUCCGUCUGAAUCCCCUGGCUUGGCUGAUGUUUGGGGCGACGAAUUUAAAGAAUUGUAUACUAGAUAUGAAAAGGAAGGUCGCUUUAGAAAGCAAGUAGAAGCUAGAACCGUAUGGCUUGCCAUUCUAAGAUCGCAAGUAGAAACUGGAACACCUUAUAUGCUUUACAAAGAUCAUUGUAAUCGAAAAUCGAAUCAUCAACAUCUAGGCACGAUCAAAUGCAGCAACUUAUGCACCGAAAUUGUCGAAUACUCCAGUCCUGAAGAAGUCGCUGUAUGCAACUUGGCUUCUAUCGCUGUCAAUAUGUUCGUUAAUGCAGAUACCAAAACUUUCGAUUUUGAUAAACUUAAAACAGUCGCAAAAAUCGUCACCCGUAAUUUAGAUAAAGUCAUCGAUGUUAAUUUUUAUCCUAUCAAAGAGACGAAGAUAUCUAAUCAAAGACACAGGCCUAUUGGUAUCGGGAUACAAGGUUUGGCAGACGCGUUCCUUUUAAUGCGAUAUCCAUUCGAGAGUAAAGAGGCGAAGGAACUCAACAUAAAAAUUUUUGAGACGCUUUAUUAUGGUGCCUUAGAAGCUAGUUGCGAAUUAGCUGCAGAAAAGGGCACUUACAAAACCUAUGAAGGUAGUCCAGUCAGCAAAGGUAUUCUUCAAUACGAUAUGUGGAAUGUCAAGCCGACAGCUUUAUGGAAUUGGAAUGAAUUGAAGGCGAAGAUCGCGAAGCACGGCGUAAGAAAUUCGCUCUUAAUAGCACCAAUGCCAACGGCUUCGACGGCACAGAUAUUAGGGAACAACGAAUCUAUCGAACCAUAUACGAGUAAUAUCUAUAUAAGGCGCGUAUUAUCUGGAGAAUUUGUCAUCAUCAAUCCGCAUUUACUACGAGAUUUAACUGCCAGAGGUUUAUGGGAUAAAGACAUGCACAAUGAAAUACUUGGGAAUUUUGGAUCUGUUCAAAACAUUGAUCGUAUUCCUGACGAUCUGAAAGUAUUGUAUAAGACCGUAUGGGAGAUACCACAAAAAGUAAUUAUUGAAAUGGCGGCCGAUCGGGGAGCUUUCAUCGAUCAAUCGCAAUCUUUGAAUAUUCACAUAGGAGUUCCAACGACUGAAAAGCUUUCUUCGAUGCAUUUCUUCGGUUGGAAAAGUGGCCUAAAGACUGGCAUGUACUAUUUGAGAACAAAGCCAGCCGCAAAUCCUAUACAAUUUACAGUGGACAAAUCAAAAUUACAAAAUCGCGAUUCCGUAUCGAAUCCUUCUAGUGUCAGCACACCUACCGAUAGCCCCAUUCAGUCACCCACUAAAGAUGUUGUUAACGAUGACGAAAAACGAAACCAAUUAACUCAGCAAGCGAGUAAAAACUUGGAAACGAUGCUUGCUUGCUCGCGUAAAAAUGGAGAAGCAUGUACAGCAUGUAGCUCUUGAGCGUUUACUAUUUUUAAAUUUUAUUGUAUUGAAAAUACAUAAGGUUUUUAUUUUUGUAAAUUAUACAAAAAGAAAUAUGUUUUUGGCGUGUAUAUUCUAAAUUUAAUUUUUACAAUUGUUAUGAUAAUUGUUAAAGGCAAUAUCCUAAAUAUAAACUAUUAAUAAAAAUAAAAAAUAAGAAAAAAAUAAAA